UGCAGAAAAAGCAAAACGCAAACGCUGCGAACUCAAUCGGUCGGCACUAUUAAAUCUGUAUACAAACGAAAGUCGAUUAAGUAGAACUGCAGCAGUGUAGCAUUUUAGCAUCGACGAACACGCGUUUCAAAUGUAUUGGCAAGGAACGUCGAUCGAACGAAAAUCAGAAGAAGAAAAAUCAAGACACGAAAGGCCAUGAUGUAAUGUAAAACGAUAGAAUUGAAAGUGAGUUCGCGUGUAUGUGUGGAUGUGUGUAUGUGUGUAUAUGUGUAUGCACGUAUUGUGAGCUAUACGAAUGCAUACCCUCGCUGAGCUCUGUGUACCGACAAUACAUUCACAUCAGUUUGCUGUGUUUGCAUUGGGUCGGAAAGAAGCAUCUGUCAUAUCGUAUAACACAAAACACUUUGUUCAAUGAAACCAACAACACUGGAGUUCAUUCAAUUCGCGCUCUCAUUAUUAUUUUCAUCAUAAAUUUCAAAUCCAUUAACACUAGUGACAAUUAAAGUAAAUAGUUUUUUUUUUUUUACUUGAAAAAGUGCUUCAAAUUUCUAAUUUCCAUUUUCGAACAAAAUCGUCUAGUUUUUUUCCUAAUUGACUCAGUAUUAUCAAGCGUGACGAACAUUUUAAAUCAUACUAAAAGAACAUUUUGAAACGGCAGCGUAAUAAAAAAAAAACAUCGACGUGAACAGUUAGUUCGUGAAAUAAAAAGUCGUAUUGCACGAAUAUGAGCCAACCGCGUGGUAAAGGUGGCAAUCCAGGCCGAAAUGGAAAACCAGCGAAUCAAGGUGGAAACGCUUGGGGAAAUCAAGGAAGGGGCGAUGGAAGACCGCAAAAUCAACGUCCACAAGGCAACCAAAAUCAAGCGCCACCGAAUUUUGCCGAUCCAAAUGCAUUUGGUCCACCACUUGGUGGACGAGCACGGCCAAAUCGUAAUCCAGAUGCGGCGGCAUCAGCUUCUCGUGCACCACCAGCAUCGACUUCUCGUGGUCCACCACCAUCCGUCUCACAGCCACAACAACCAAGUGGAAACACUCAAGCCGUAAAACCGUCGGCAUGGGGUCAAAGCAAGAAAUCCGGUGAAACUGAUUCGAGUGGAUCGUCAACAAAGCCUCAAUCAGUUGAAAAGACCCGUGUUGGGGCACCGAGAGGUGCGAUUCGUGGCGAUCGAUCGGAACAAAGUCUAGCUUUGGUUGAAACAAAACCAGGUCACGUUGCGUCGAAGAAAGGAAAUAGUGGACGUGUGUUCAACGUGAAGGCGAAUUAUUUUGCGCUCAACUCGAAAAUCAAGUGGCAAGUGUUCCACUAUCACGUGGAGUUCACGCCAGAGGUGGAAAAUCCGGCAUUCAAAAAUCUCUUGCUCGCUCAACAAAGACCACGAAUUGGAAAUUUUCUAUAUGAUCGUGGAUCAAGUAUUUUCACUGUUCGCCAGCUUGAAAGCGAACGAUUCGAGAUAAGCACUCGGGAUCGCGAUCAAAACGAAAUUUUGAUUAAGUUUUCGAGAGUCGGCUUGAUUUCACCGCUUGAAAUGCGGUUCAUCCAAUUGUUAAAUAUUAUUAUGAAGAAAGCGUUCAAAGAGCUCAAUUUGCAACGCGUUUCACGCGACUAUUUCGAUGCGGAUGCCCGGAUCGUUAUCAGACAGCAUAACAUUGAACUCUGGCCAGGCUAUACAACAUCGAUUCGCCAACAUGAAAAAAAUCUCUUGAUGAUGGCAGAAAUCAAGCAUAAAUUGAUGCGAACGGAAACAUUGCUGGAUGUUCUGCGACGAUGCUACACCAACAAUCGUAACAAUUAUCAGCAAGCGUUCCAACAAGAAGUGUUGGGCAUGAUCGUACUUACUCGGUACAACAACAAAACUUACCGCAUUUCCGAUGUCAUCUUUGAUGUGACACCAGCGGCAACAUUUGACACACGCGACGGUCCGAAAUCUUACAUCGAUUACUACAAGACCAAACAUGGUCUGCAGAUCACAGAUCCAGGCCAGCCUCUCCUGCGAUCUACCCCCACUGAACGAGAUAUCCGUGGAGCAAGAGGUCGCGAAGAAGAAGCUCGCCCAAUAAAUUUGAUUCCAGAGCUGUGUACUCCAACCGGAUACACUGAUGAAAUGCGUCGAAAUUUCAAUUUGAUGAAAGACGUUGCCAUUCACACUCGAGUCGGGCCAGGUCAAAGGAUUCAAAAGUUGAUUGCAUUCAAUAAUCGUCUGCAGAGCACUCCGACUAGUAUUGCAUGCCUUCGUGACUGGGACUUGGAUUUGGAUCGGGAUUUAGUUGAUGUGCCAGCUCGUCAAUUGCCAGCGGAGGAGAUUCAAUUGGGCCAAAAUGCAAAAGUUCGAGCUGAUCACCAAGCGUCGUGGACAAAUGCGUUGCAGGGCCGCAAUUCGAUGUUCAGUUCCGAAAGGUUGGCUGAUAAGCAAUGGGCAGUAGUUGUGCCACAAAGUUUACAACGAGAUGGACAGGCAUUCAUUCAAUGUCUUCGUGAUGUGUCGAAUGGAAUGGCGUUCCAAGUUGGCGAGCCGCAAAUAGUCAAUGUGCCGGACGAUCGGGCUACUACGUUGAGCAAUGUGUUGGAACAAAUUUGCAAUCAGAACAAGAAGAUGAUUGUAAUUAUGGUUAGCAACAACCAAGCUGAUCGUUACAGCAUCAUUAAAAAGGUUUGCAGUGUACGCCAUGCCGUUCCAUCGCAAGUGGUCACUCGACGUGUCAUGGAUUCGCGUGAUAUGCGCAAAAUGCGAUCGGUUGCAACAAAAGUGGCCAUUCAAAUCAACUCGAAAAUUGGCGGAAUGCCAUGGGCCGUUGAUGUUAAGUUAAGCAAUUGCAUGUUCAUUGGCUACGAUGUUUGCCAUGAUACACGUGAUCGAUCUCGUUCAUUUGGUGCUGUGGUCGCAACCAUGGAUAUGCGCCGAUCAACCAAAUUUUUCAGUGCGGUUUCAGCCCAUCAGAAUGGUGAAGAGCUGUCGAACAAUUUGUCUUUGAAUGUUGUGGCUGCAUUACGACAAUAUCGCGCUAUACAUAAAACGCUUCCCGAUCGUAUCCUAUUCUAUCGGGAUGGAGUUGGUGAAGGUCAAACCAAUUAUGUUUAUCAGCACGAGCUGCAGAAUUUGCUUAACAAUUUGAAGCAAUUCUAUGGUGAACAACCAGUAAAGUUGGCAUUUGUCAUCGUAUCAAAGCGCAUUAAUACAAAGUUCUUCGCAACAAGCGGCCAGGGUACUAACAAUGUACCAGCGGGAACAGUGGUUGAUGAUAUCGUCACUUUACCCGAACGGUACGAUUUCUUCUUAGUAUCACAAGCGGUCAACCAAGGCACUGCAACACCAACAAACUACAAUGUCAUCUAUGACACGUUCGGUUUGCCGCCCGACAAGCUACAAAUGAUGACCUUUAAAAUGUGCCAUCUUUACUACAACUGGUCUGGAACAACCCGAGUACCGGCUGUCUGCCAAUACGCUCACAAAUUGGCAUUCUUGGUUGGCAACUUUUUGCAUCAAGCCCCAGCCAAUGAACUAUCUCAGUACCUUUACUUCCUUUAAAGUGAGAAAUCACGAUGAAGAUGGUCGUCGCAUUGAAACGCUUCUUUGGACUGACACUAAUAUAACCAUUUACGGAAGAAGACGUACUCUUCCAAGAAAAAAAAACACAUUUUUACAAUCAACAUUUUUAAACACAAGCUUUGUGAGCAAAGCCAUUAUUUUUUUAAUCUUUUUUCAUACAAACAAUUUUUUUUUUCUUUCAAAAAAGUCAUGAGACAAAACGAAGUAUUAAACGAUAAUCACCUAACUGAAGCAUGUUGAAAAAAAUAUGGUCAAUUUAACAGACGUAUCGAGACAAAUCUGAUUGAAUACAUAUUUUGCAUGACACACUUUUUUUUUAAAAGAAUACCCAAAUUUCACAAGAAAAUACCAUUUUUCUCAUUGAACAAAGACAGAUUUAUUUUAAUAACCAGUGGCAUGAACUGGAUUUUUUUAAAGUUUUAAAUCAAAUAUUUCGAGUUGACUCUCAACAAAAUAUAUUUUUAUUAUAAAAGUAAAAACAAUUUUUGAAUAAAACGUUAAA
Molecule: messenger RNA, 4046 nt
Organism: Sitodiplosis mosellana (orange wheat blossom midge)
Lineage: Eukaryota; Metazoa; Arthropoda; Insecta; Diptera; Cecidomyiidae
Product: piwi-like protein Siwi
Exons: 11
Coding region: 725-3523 (932 amino acids)
Biological process (GO): regulatory ncRNA-mediated gene silencing
Cellular component (GO): P granule
Molecular function (GO): piRNA binding; protein binding
Source: RefSeq, a predicted model, not a curated record